Oncorhynchus masou masou (cherry salmon) is the source of this 3112-nucleotide messenger RNA. RefSeq names its product isocitrate dehydrogenase [NAD] subunit gamma, mitochondrial-like. Gene Ontology annotation, biological process: tricarboxylic acid cycle; isocitrate metabolic process. The transcript is spliced from 14 exons. Gene Ontology annotation, cellular component: mitochondrion. The coding region runs from base 125 to 1306 and encodes 393 amino acids. The record is from RefSeq and is a predicted model, not a curated record. Gene Ontology annotation, molecular function: magnesium ion binding; NAD binding; oxidoreductase activity, acting on the CH-OH group of donors, NAD or NADP as acceptor. Lineage: Eukaryota; Metazoa; Chordata; Actinopteri; Salmoniformes; Salmonidae.
GAUGGGGGGAUAUCACCACCCAAUUAAUUACAUAAACUAUACUACGGAUGCAGAAUAGAUUACAAAAUUAUAUGCGUGGGCACGAGCAGAUGCGCGUUAACAGCAUAAGUCGGAUUCCGUCAAGAUGGCCGCCUCCAGUGCAGUGAUAUCAAUGUCUAAAAUCAUUAAACCCAUUUGGGGUGGACGGUUGGCAACGACAGCAAAAGUAUUUGGAGCCACAGUGAGCAGUCGCAGAGAGAAGUCAACAGUAGGACAAAUCAUUCCCCCUCCUGCGAAGUAUGGUGGCAGACACACUGUAACUCUGAUACCUGGAGAUGGUAUUGGACCAGAACUGCUCAAUCACGUAAAGGAGCUCUUCAGGUUCAGCUGUGUACCUGUGGACUUUGAGGUCGUGAAUGUCAGCUCAGCUACCGAGGAUGACAUCAACAACGCCAUCACAGCCAUCCGCCGUAACGGAGUGGCCCUCAAAGGUAACAUUGAGACCCUCCACACCCUGCCUGCUUCCCACAAGUCCAGAAACAAUCUCCUCCGCACCAGUCUGGACCUGUAUGCCAACGUCAUGCACUGUAAAUCCCUCCCUGGAGUUCAGACUCGCCACAACAACAUUGACAUCAUGAUCAUCAGGGAGAACACUGAGGGAGAGUACAGCAGUCUGGAGCAUGAGAGUGUAUCAGGGGUGGUGGAGUGUCUCAAGAUCAUCACCCGGACUAACUCCCUGAGAAUCGCUGAGUAUGCCUUUAAAUUGGCCCGGGAGAAAGGUCGCAAGAGGGUCACUGCAGUUCACAAGGCCAACAUCAUGAAGCUGGGAGAUGGUCUGUUCCUGCAGUGCUGUCGAGAGGUGGCUGCUGGAUACCCUGACAUUACCUUCGACGCCAUGAUAGUCGACAACACCACCAUGCAGCUAGUGUCUAAGCCCCAGCAGUUUGACGUUAUGGUGAUGCCCAACCUGUAUGGUAAUGUGGUUAGCAAUGUGUGUGCUGGCCUGGUGGGAGGACCAGGGCUGGUGCCAGGGGCCAACUAUGGCCGUGACUAUGCCGUCUUCGAAACGGCCACCAGGAACACAGGAAAGAGUAUUGCUGACAGGAACAUUGCUAACCCCACUGCCAUGCUACUGGCCAGCUGCAUGAUGCUAGAUCACCUCAAGCUCCACGAUUAUGCCACUAUGAUCAGGAAUGCAGUCCUUACGACCAUGAACGAGACUCGGUUGCACACAGCUGACAUCGGGGGGCAGGGCACCACCUCUGAGGUGGUUCAGGCGAUCAUGAGAAACAUCCAGAGCAAGGGGCCUCUCACCAGCGAGCUCUGAACACGCAUUUCGACCACACACAUCAAGUCAAUGCUGUUGGAUAACAUACGAAUCCUUGGUGUGUCUCGUAUAUUUGAACAACUGUGUGCCGUAUGAGAGAGUGGGGGUGUGUUUGUGCAUGUUUAUUUCCAUAGUAAUGCUCCUCUGUUGAGCGGUUCAGUCUUGCCUGUAAACACACACACUGCUUUCAGACGAAUUCAUCACUUUACAUUUGUACAGUUUAGUCAUUUAGCAGACACUCUUAUCCAGAGCAACUUAUAGUUGUGAGUGGAUACAUUUUUCAUACUGGUCCCCUAUGGGACUCAAACCCAAAACCCUGGUGUUGCUAGUGUUAUGCUCUACCAACUGAGCCACACGGGACCAUGUUAUCUUCCCCUCUGCAUGCCUUUAAUUCAUUCAUUCAUGUCUGUGUAUUUCAAUGUUAUUUCAAUUUAACACCAUUCUGUCUUUCCAUAACCAUUCCCUGGCUGUUUCAAGCACAUUUAACAUUUGAGCGUAAACAAAGGAAGUAGGAGGCUCAAACUGCAUCUGUAAUAACAUGCUGUAGUGAAGUAGUAACAGUUAGGAUCUGUCUCUUGGAUUUAACUGCAGCACUUUAUAGCUACUCUGUGCUAGGUUCAUCCUACAUCCCAGGACAUGAUGGCCUAGACAGCAACACCUCCAGCUCCUCUUAAACGUAUUAUAUGUAGAUGGGUUUGUGUGAUUUAUAUUUGAGCGACUGUUUCUUAGGUAUAUCGGUUCACUGCAGAAUUUUGAGACUUGAAACGGUUAUACUGUCCACCUAUUUUCCUAAUUGCAAUGUAUCGUACUGUAGAAAAGAAAAUGUGUAAACGGUUAUGUUUCUUACGGUACUGAAAUGUUGCUGAAAUAUUAUAGACUGUUUUAUGUUCUUCUCGCAGUCCAGCGCUUAGCUUUACGUCUACAGGUAGCCUGGCGGGUACAAGCGCUGAUUCAGAGGGGUUGGGUUACAUUUUCAGUUGAAUGCAUUCAGUUGCAAAACUGAUAAGGUAUCCCUCUUUCUCUGUCUCAAAUCUAAGUUUAUUUGUCACGUGGCCGAACACAACAGGUGUAGUAGACCAUACAGUGAAAUCCUUACUUACAGGCUCUAACCAAUAGUGCAAAAAAGGUAUUAGGUGAACAAUAGGUAAGUAAAGAAAUAAACCAACAGUAAAAAGACAGGCUACAUACAGACGCCGCUUAGUCAGGCUGAUUAUUAAGGUAGUAUGUAGAUAUGAUUAAAGUGACUGAAGAUAGCCCGGUUAGCCAAUGUGCGGGAGCACUAGUUGGUCGGGCCAAUUAGGUAGUAUGUACAUGAAUGUAUAGUUAAAGUGACUAUGCAUAUAAGAUAAACAGUAGCAGCAGCGUAAAAAGAAUGUUUACCUGUGACUCAGAUGUAUCUUUCCCACAGACAUCUAAUUCUCGUUGAAAGCUAGUCUAAAAGCGGUAGAUCUGUUAUAUUUCUAUGCUUCCAGUUCUUAAGUUUUGUUUUUGCGUCUUUUACUUUUGGUUUUGUACACCAGCUGAAAAUACAAUAUUUUUGUUUAUGGAAAAUAUAUUUCACAGCGGUUUAGAUGGUACAAUGAUUCUCUGCACUAUACUAAUUAGGUGAACUAUUAGAAUUUUAGCAACCUGGAAAUGGCGGAGAGAUUUCUGCGUAGUGCAUUAAGGUUUUUGUUAUACUGGUCUAUAACUUCUCAUCUUUGUCUGUUACAGACUGUGUCUUUAUAUGAACAACUCAGAACUGUACCCUGAAAUAUAAUAUGUUAUACUCUUAUUUUUUUUUAAAUAUAUAUAUAUAUAUAUACA